UUUUAACACGGAAUGUGUUGUAUAUUCGGAGAUUUAAAAAAAAACUCUUUAAGUUUGGCGAUGCAGUGUCAAGAUGAAGCCGCGGACACAUACAAACACCGGAACACAAUCGAUGACUCUGACGCUCCCACACUUAACGUCAAGCUGGAUGAACUCAACAUCAUGAGGAGGAGCGACAACUAUUGGCCAGUUCCUGGCGAGGAGAAGACCCCGGAUUCAAAUAACCCCAAGACCCUGAAUGACAGUUCAAUAGAAAUGAAAAAUCUUGAAGCUGGAGAUAGAGCACCCCCGUGUCUUGCGUUAGGCCCAUAUUUUGCUGAUGGCAAGCGGCGAGUGGACUAUGUGCUUGCCUAUCACAUUCAGAAACCCAACAGUACUCGGCAAAAGGCUCCCAAGUUUGCAGACGGCAACUUCAUUCGCCGUCUCCACCGCAGUCUCAGCUCGAGAAGCAGCCGUGCACCUCUGCAGCCAAAAGAAGACCCAGAGAUUGCUGCCCAAAAACAACAGACCGAUUAUCAUCAAGAUGACCAGCGGUUCCGGCGGGAAGAGUUUGAAGAUAACCUCCAAGAGAAUGGGCUGGAGUUGGAAAAAGACGAGAAGAGCAAGAUUCCUGGAAUUGGUUUUUUGAAAAUCCAUGCCCCAUGGAAUGUUCUGUGCCGGGAGGCGGAGUUCAUGAAGCUUAAGAUGCCGACAACCAAGGUUUUUGAUGUCAAACAAGGAGAUAAUAUCGUGGAAAGGAUCCGACUGUUCAUUCACAAAGUCACCGCACCUUUGCACCCAAAAGUGGAUAACCUUCAGACACCAAGUGUAAAAUCUCUCAGUCACCCUUUCUCCAGAGAGAAGGAGCACCUAUUUGAUCUGUCAGACAGAGACAAGUUUUUUGACAGCAAGACCAGGAGCACAUUGGCAUAUGAAGUGCUCAAAAGGACAAGAUGCACAAAGGCGACAUACUCAAUGGGGAUUACCAGUCUGCUUGCCAAUGGUGUUUAUACAUCUGCUUAUCCUCCUCAUGAUGGGGACAUUGAGGGAGUGAAUGCUGAACCAAAUGACAGAAAGAUAUUGUAUGAGCAGUGGGCCAGCUACAGUGUCUUCUACAAGUAUCAACCAAUUGGAUUGAUUAGGAAGUAUUUCGGAGAGAAGGUUGGAUUGUACUUUGCCUGGCUGGGAGUCUACACACAGAUGUUAAUCCCUGCAGCCAUUGUUGGAGUUAUCGUCUUCCUCUAUGGCUGUGCCACAGUGGAUGAUAACAUACCAAGCAUGGAGAUUUGCGAUCCAAGGAACAACAUCACCAUGUGCCCGCUGUGCGAUAGCGCGUGUAGCUAUUGGAAGCUAGUGACAGCAUGUGGUACUGCCCGAGCCAGCCACCUCUUUGACAACCCAGCAACUGUCUUUUUCUCCGUUUUUAUGGCCCUGUGGGCGGUUCUCUUCAUGGAGCACUGGAAGAGACGACAGAUGCGACUCAACUAUGUUUGGGAUCUGACUGGUUUUGGAGAGGAAGACGAGGAGGAACACAAGGACCAUAACCGAGCAGAGUAUGAGUUCCGUGUCAUGCAAAAGGCAAUGAAACAAGAAAAUUCAACAUCUAAGGGGGAGAAGGUGAAGCUGACAUGUACAGACAGACUGCCAGCAUACUUGACAACCGUGGCCAUGAUGAUUUUCUUGAUCUCUGUGACAUUUGUUAUUGUCUUCGGGGUUAUCCUGUACCGGAUCAGCAUUAAGACAGCUUUGCACAUUAGCACCUACCCUGCAGCACGAUACCAUGUGCGGGCCACUGUCAAGACCACAGCUGCCAUCAUCAACCUCAUCAUCAUCAUCAUCUUAGAUGAAAUCUAUGGUAAAAUUGCUCGCUGGCUCACCAUACUUGAGGUUCCAAAAACAGACAAAAGCUUUGAAGAGAGGCUUAUCUGCAAGACUUUUGUUUUGAAAUUUGUCAAUGCCUUCACGCCAAUUGUUUAUUUGGCUUUUUUUAGGGGAAGGCAUGUCGGGCGGCCAGGAAAGUACCUGUAUGUUGUAGGAUCAUACAGAAUGGAAGAGUGUGCUCACGCAGGAUGCCUUAUGGAGUUAUGCAUCCAGUUAUGUAUCACUAUGCUUGGCAAGCAACUCAUCCAGAACAACCUGUUUGAGGUUGGCAUGCCCAAGCUGAAAAAAUUGUGGCGCAAAAAGAAGUCGGACUUAGACUUAAAGAGGGAAAAGGAACUGGCCAAAACAAUGCGACAGCACGAGAAAGAUCUCUUCCUGGGACCAUUUGUUGGCCUCAACCCAGAGUACAUGGAAAUGAUCAUCCAGUUUGGGAUGGUGACUCUUUUUGUGGCCUCCUUUCCCCUGGCUCCUCUCUUUGCUCUUCUGAAUAACAUCAUUGAGAUACGCCUGGACGCCAAAAAGUUUGUUAUGGAGCUCAGAAGGCCUAACGCUGUCAAAGCCAGAGAUAUUGGUAUCUGGUACAACCUGUUAAGAGGUCUAAGCAAGGUGGCAGUCAUACUGAAUGCCUUUGUCAUUGCCUUCACAUCUGACUUCAUCCCACGGCUCGUCUACAAGUACAUGUACAGUCCUGAUGGCACCAUGCACGGCUUUGUCGAUCACACUCUGUCAUACUUCAAUGUGAGUGACUUUCAGCCAGGUACAGACCCUGUCCAGCCAAUGAUUCUAGGACAUUCAGUAAUAACAUGCAGGUAUAAAGACUACAGAGACCCUCCUUGGUCCAGCACACCAUAUGAUCUCUCCAAGGAGUUCUGGACCAUUCUUGCUGUCCGCCUGACUUUUGUUGUCGUCUUUCAGAAUGUGGUGAUAGUCAUGAGUGACUUCAUCGAUUGGUUGAUCGCAGACAUACCAAAGGACAUCAGCCUGCAGAUCCACAAGGAAAAAGUCAUGAUGGUGGAGCUGUUCAUGAAGAAAGAGCAAGGAAGGAAGCUUGCCCUGCGAAACAGUCAAAAACCGAACAGUUGUGCAUCGCCCAACAAGAGCCUACAACGCGCACGUAGUAAAACAUAAAUUACUCCACUGUAAGCAGUACAUUUUUAUUGAAAAAUAAGCACACAUCUCUUUAACGAAUUAGAAUUAAAAUGAUACAUUUAAAGGUUACAUUCUGAGUACUUUCAACAGUAGCUAGAAUUGUUAUACCUUAAUAAAGACAGUUUUGGGGAUUAUUUGUUGUAAAGACCUGUAACUUUAAUAUGUUCACAUUAGUCGUCAUCAUUUUAGAGUUAGUAUUUUUUUUUUUUCAAUGUACACUUUUUCUUUCUGAACUCAUACAGAAACUAAAAUGAGGUAAAAUGAUGAGGGAUAUACCACAGACCUCAUGAAACACAUUUCUGGCAAUGGUGGGGGGUGGGUUCUGAAAUACUCAUAAUUAAUGUCAUGUCAGGCCUUCUGUAGAAAUGUUGUUUUUGUGUUCAUUAGUGAUUUUGUCUAAUGAGAUGUUGGUAAAUGACAUUAGGUGAAUUUAUAAAUAGUUGAUUUAUAUAGGCUAGUAAGGUAAAGUUUUGUACCUGACAAGUACACAUAAAGUUUUGUACCAUACAAGUACAUAUAACACGUCACAGAUGACGUCACACUAACAUCACGUGACACCUCUGAGGAAGGCUGCAGAAGCAAGAUAGCCGAAACUUGUCAGGUACAAAACUUUACCUUACUAGCCUAUAUAAAUCAACUAUUUAUAAAUACACAUUAGUAGGCUAAAUGAACCUCUUUAACAUAAAAGACAUUAGGUGAAUGUUAUGUUAGCAACUGUUAAUAUGGCACUAAGUACCAAAAGGGCUAAAGCAGAUCUAUAAUGAGUUUCAUUUGUCAUAUGUAGGAAUAUAAACUAUUUCCUGUAAAUUGAGAAUGACUAAAAUGUUGAACAUUUUACAUUCAGCAUGCUAGCACUCAGCAAGAUAGCACUAAGUACAAAAAGUGCUAAGGCAGUUUCAUGGUCAAUUUGCAUCAAGACAUAAUGAGUAAAAUGGCUAAAAUGUUAACAGCGUGAAAGCACCUAGCAAGAUAACAUUAAGUACCAAAAGUGCUAAUGCAAUUGUAUGGUGAGUUUAUGUCCUAUAAAGUUGUUAAAUGCUAUUUAACAUAAGGAAAAUGGCUGAAAUGCUAACACGCUCAAAGGGUAACUGCACUUUUUUGGGAAUUUUGCCUAUCGUUUGCAAGCAUUAUGAAAAACUUGACGACCAAUGUAUUUUUUUAAUGCAUUAUAAUUUGUAAAUAGAAGUAAAUAAAAGUCUGCUUUUUUUGCGUUUUUUAAAUUAAUGCGGGUAUGCUUAAAAUUAUAAAAAUACGUAAAAAUGUUAUGUUACUAAUAAUGUGCCGCUUACUACAUUACAUAUAUAAUUACAGCAUGUAUAUAAAACCUUAAUGGAGGUGUUUGGAUGUUUUUAAGGGCUUUUAUAGGCAAAAUAGAGCGACUCCCAUAUAGGCUCCAUUCUAAGCGGACUUUUGAUUGCAUAUUUAGAAUGCAUGAAAAAAAAAUGGCAUUAUGUGAAAAAUAGGCAAACAUUCCAAAAAAAUUGCAGUUCCCCUUUAAAGUUUCCAUGCUAGCCCAUAGCAGAGUCUUUAAGUACGGAAAGUGUUACGGCAAUUCCAUUGCUAUUUUACAUGAAGAUAGAUACAGUAUAUGCAUUCUAACAUAAGAAUGGCUAAAAUGCGAACAUUAUAACACUAUGCUAGCAUUUGGUAAAAUAGCACUAAGAAUAUUACAAUAAAUUAGCUUUUAGAAUAGAGCUAUCUCCUUCACAUGUGUUUAUACAUGGGAUAAUCACAUGACUGUCACAUGACAACAACUGACUUAAAGUCGCACAAAGCACAGUGCUCAUUUUCGGUUAGUUAAAGUCAAAUGUAUAAUCAUACUUCCUACUUGUAGAAUUUGUAUUGUCAAAAUGAAUUGUUACUUUUAUUCGUCAAACAAACAAAAACAUCAGCAAAAACAAUGCAAUCUGAUUUAAAUCCAAACGUAUUGGUAUUCUCAGGGAGAAAAGUCUGUCCACGUGGUCCUUCCAAUCAAUGAAAUUCAACUCUGAAUGAGUCUCUCUGCUCUGGCCUAUUUUUGAUUGUGUUUUAUUUUGUUGGAAAUGUGCUUUAUUGUACUGUUUUAAAGAAUAUGUUGUGGUAAUUAUUUUUGUUUGAAUUUAAAAGCAAUUUAUUUGAGUUAGUUUUUCAUUAUUUGUGUAGUGGAUUGUCCGAAGCUUAAACAGGCAACAAAAGUAGUUUAGUACAACAAAUUUAUUUACCCAUUAUCAGAAGUGCAGGUUGAAUUAAGUUGGCCGUGCAGACAGACCACAUGUCACCCCCCGGAGCAAACAAGACACACACAAGCCAAAAUCACUCUCUAGUUCCGGUCUUCUGCCAUUUUUUAUAUGUCUUUUGUGCGUCAUCGUUCCUUAUCGAGUGCGUCAUUGUCUUUUAUCUUUUCCCUAUCUGUUCCAUAACAACUCGAAUCCUUUAGACAGUCAACACAUUCUGUAGACAGGUUGGCACGACUUAACAUUCACUUUUGUCCCACUGGCACAGAAUAGGAAAGAAAUCAAAUGAGCGUACAUUCCCAUUAGACAUGCAAUAUAGGUCAAAGGUCAGAAAUUCUACUACAAAAACCUCAAUGUUUUUAUACGAGGCAAAAAUUCCGUCUAUGACCCUCCUUCAGAGCGAUCGCUGUUACCAGCCUGCAGUAAAACCAUCUCACAGAACACAAUUAGUGGCCUACCCUUUGAUUUAGUAAAGGAAUAACAAAUACUUUGAUCAUGAACAUAAAUAGAUGAAUGUAUAUAGACUUAUGACUGUAAGACAUUUGCAAAAAUAUUUUUCCCGGCAUUUGCAAUGAAUGUAGUUACCAAUAUUGUUAAUUAUCAAUUGAUUUUGAACACACAACUGAAUUUCGUAUGAGUCCAUGUUCGAUU
Entelurus aequoreus (snake pipefish) is the source of this 5873-nucleotide messenger RNA. RefSeq names its product anoctamin-1-like. Gene Ontology annotation, cellular component: plasma membrane. Lineage: Eukaryota; Metazoa; Chordata; Actinopteri; Syngnathiformes; Syngnathidae. Bases 13 to 2988 code for a protein of 991 amino acids. The transcript is spliced from 27 exons. The record is from RefSeq and is a predicted model, not a curated record. Gene Ontology annotation, biological process: chloride transmembrane transport. Gene Ontology annotation, molecular function: protein dimerization activity; chloride channel activity.